AUGCUCAUGCAGUCAGCAGUGGCAGCUAAUGAGACUAAGGAUGACGAUGAGGAGCAACAAGGACCCCAAGGGGCGGUGGACAAGGACACUUGCGAGAAGCAAUUGGUCCAGUUGGUCACUUCUUACAUCUGGAAUGACCAUGGACGAGGCCCUGUCGAUGUAUGGCAUUUCCAGAGAGCUGUCAUGAGGCACACGGACAGUGCUGGAGGGCUCUCGAUAGCAGAGCUGAGGGGGAUGCUGGCGGAGGUCCCAUUCGACCUACAAACGAACAAAACGUUGAUACCACCAGUGGACCACAUCCGAGCCUGGGUACCACUCCACUAUCAGAUGAAGGAAACGGGCCUCUACUAUCAAGCUUUCCUACAGGGUGAGCUUUUCCCAUACAUACCCAAGGUGGACAUCGGCCCCUUGAAUCAAGCUUAUCCACUCUUUCCAUUGGAGUCCUCGGCGGCCUCGUAG
This is a messenger RNA of Perkinsus marinus ATCC 50983, 459 nucleotides long. RefSeq lists its product as hypothetical. The transcript is spliced from 5 exons. The record is from RefSeq and is a predicted model, not a curated record. Bases 1 to 459 code for a protein of 152 amino acids. NCBI's taxonomy places the organism in Eukaryota, Perkinsozoa, Perkinsida, Perkinsidae.